AUGUACCCGACACCAGCAGCACUUGUGCCCCCAGUACCUACAAUGUACUCAGCACCCGCACCAGCGGUACCGAUUGCUCCAUUUCCGGUACCAUCACCUCCCGUACCUCCAGCCACGACCACUCAUAUCGACCCUGCAGUACCUCUAGCGGUAUAUCCUCCAGCUUAUGCAGCAACACCGGGAGUACCUUCCCCGGUCUAUCCAGCAGUACUACCUGUAGCACCAGCUCCAGUGGUUCUGCCAGUUCUUGUAGUCGUCCCUUCACACCUCACUGAUAUUGUCGCGGCACGAGCCCGGAUCCCAGCAUUGAGCGUGAAUGGCCUCGCCGGCGACAAACAGGUUGUCGUGGUCGUGGAUGAUGAAGCGAAGGAAGAUGAGAGCGCCGUGCCCGCCACUACAGAGAGGAACACCUUCACCUUCGGCGACUGCCACUUCAUCCAUGUUACCACCACAUGGAUCGGCCACCUCACCCCUCUGUGUACACCUCCACAGUGGUGUUCGGGCAAGGGGAAGCCAACUUUGGCGGAGGCUCCGGCUAGAGGAGAGGCAGCGCCUCUGUUCCGGCGGGCGGCGACUGGUGAAGGAGGAGAGGAGUGGCCGGUCUAUCCGUCGGCGUCAUCGCGAGGAGGAGAAGUCCCACAGCAGAGUCGCAAGGAGGAGAAGGGAAAUGGCGGCCGGCGGCGGCCGGUGUCGGCGCUGGUGAGGGGGGGGAAGAAGAAGUGCGGUGGCGGCGGGCUCAAAAACACGAACCCCCUCCCUCUCUUCUGUGGUGAACCGUGCCCAGCUUUAAAACACAACCCUAUUCUUGUUAAGUGA
Zingiber officinale is the source of this 816-nucleotide messenger RNA. Its product is annotated as WAS/WASL-interacting protein family member 3-like. The transcript has 2 exons. The record is from RefSeq and is a predicted model, not a curated record. Lineage: Eukaryota; Viridiplantae; Streptophyta; Magnoliopsida; Zingiberales; Zingiberaceae. Bases 1 to 816 code for a protein of 271 amino acids.